GUGAUUUUGGUGCCUCCAUUUUGUGUUUCGAGGUGAUUUUGUUGCCUCCAUUUUGUGUCUCGAGGUGAUUUUGUUGCUCCAAGAACCUCCCCAACAAAGCUGACACAAGCGCUUCUCCAUGGCCCUGAUCAGUUACAGCCGUAAUUAGUCUCAGGAUCAGUCUCAGAUCAGUCUCAGGAUCAGUCUCAGGAUCAGUCUCAGGAUCCCCGCUCUCGCCUUUGCCCACCAGGCCUCCCCCGCCACGAUAAAGCGAUAACAGAACGGAAAUCUCGAUGCAUCCGCGGGUCGGAAAAGUCUAAAGUGUUUUACUGAUGCUACUAAUAAAAUAGAGAAAAUAAUAUAAGGUAUAUAAAACCAAUCUGGAAAACGGCAGCAGCUGCAGGGCAGGCACCCGAAAUCCCGGACUGGACUCUGCAGCCACGCGGAGCUGGAUUUGGUCCUUUGGCCUCGGUUCGCAGCAAUGAAUCACAAGGUCCUCUCCUAAUGUCGGCCAUAGGGAAAAAUGAUGAGUAAUAUACCUCAUUUUAUACGAAAUAUGAUGUGAAUGGGAUGUUAUACUUAGUUGGUCGGUUUUUGGCCACCUGUUUCUCGUUGGCCCCUCGCGGGAUGUGCGUCCAUCCUUAUCAAUGACCUCGCAUUCCGUUGCUAUGGCUACCAAAACACAUCUGGCUUUCAGGAAAGCACACUUAGCAAGACUUGAGUUGAAAUUCAUUAAAAGAGAGACUUUUUAACAAAACCAGGACACGCGGCGACAGCCCCACGUCCAGCGCGCGGUUUCCUGCGGCCAGCGGCUUCUCCUUCGUUAUCAGCUUCUUUGUUAUCAGCUUCUUCGUUAUUGCUUCUCCUUCGUUAUCGGCGCUUCUGAUGGCGUCGGACGGGUGGAGAAGGCGGUUCAGAGACACCGGGCAGCACCGGCCACACGGAGCCCCGAGCAGCCCCGGAUCGCGGUGCCGUGGUGCUCAACAGCCUCUUGGUGCUCAACAGCGUCCCCACGAUGCUCAACAACGUCCCCAUGAUGCUCAACAACGUCCCCAUGAUGCUCAGCAACGUCCUCACGAUGCUCAACGUCUUCAAGAUGCUCAGCAGCGUCCUCACGAUGCUCAGCAACGUCCCAUGAUGCUCAGCACCGUCCUCACGAUGCUCAGCAAUGUCCUCAUGAUGCUCAGCAACGUCCUCACGAUGCUCAACGUCUUCAAGAUGCUCAGUAACGUCCUCAUGAUGCUCAACAGCGUCCCCAUGAUGCUCAACAACGUCCUCAAGAUGCUCAGCAUCGUCCCCAUGAUGCUCAACAUCAUCCCCAUGAUGCUCAGCAACGUCCCCAUGAUGCUCAACAGCAUCUUCAUGAUGCUCAACAGCAUCUUCAUGAUGCUCAACAACGUCCUCAAGAUGCUCAACAGCGUCCCCAUGAUGCUCAACAGCGUCCCCAUGAUGCUCAACAGCGUCCCCAUGAUGCUCAUCAACGUCCCCAUGAUGCUCAACAGCAUCUUCAUGAUGCUCAACAACGUCCUCAAGAUGCUCAACAGCGUCCCCAUGAUGCUCAGCAAUGUCCUCAAGAUGCUCAGCAACAUCCCCAUGGUGCUCAACAGCGUCCCCAUGGUGCUCAACAACGUCCUCAAGAUGCUCAGUAACAUCCCCAUGGUGCUCAGCAACGUCCCCAUGAUGUUCAGCAAUGUCCCCAUGAUGCUCAACAGCCUCAAGAUGCUCAACAACGUCCCCAUGGUGCUCAACAACAUCCCCAUGGUGCUCAACAACAUCCCCAUGGUGCUCCUCGCCGCGUUGCUGUCGUCUGGACGCCGACCGCUCCCGCUCCUCCUGCCGCUGCUGCCGCCGGCCGCGUCCUCGGUGGCCCCGCUCCUGCCCCCCACGCUCUCCGCAGACCCCAGCCGCCCUUUCUACUACGAAGGGGAGCGUCUCGCCUUGGUCUGCGCGGCCAGGACGCCGAUGAAGAUCGCCGGGUUCCGCUUCUUCAACCAGAGCGGGGAGCAGGUGGGCCCGCAAGUGCUGCACCCGCUCCCCACGGCCUGGCUGCCGCUCACGGCCGCCGCGGCGGCCGCCGGCGAGUACACCUGCAUGUACUUCGUGGAGGACGCCGGGCGAGAAGUGCCUUCCGAUCGCAGCGUUCCCCUCGCCGUCGAGGUUCGGGCCGCUCCCGCGGCCCCGACGUUUUCCCUGGACCCUCAGCAGCGCAUCUAUAGAACCGGGGGCUCCGUCACGCUGCGCUGCUCCGUCCCCGCGUCUCCGGAUUACGUCCGGGAGGUGCAGUACUACGGCGACUCCGGCCUCGCCGUCUCCAUCCCGGUGUGGAACGUGCGGAACUGCAGCUACGAGCUGCGCCUGGCGGGACGGGAGCUCUCGGGCUCCUACAGCUGCGCCUAUUUUGUGUACAAAUCCGCGCGGCCCGUGCGCUCGGGGAGGAGCCGCUGGAUCCGCGUGACCGUGAAACGCCACCAGAUCGGCUGGAUUCGAGACGCCGCUGUCGGGGGCUCGUUCUUCACCAUCAACGGCCUCAUCUUUGUCUUCACCCACCUCCGGAUGAAGAGACAAGAGCGCCAAGACUGAGGAGCCGCCGGAGGAGCUGCCGCUGCGCUCCAUCGCGCCGGGUUCUUAUUUACAUGGCAAAUGUAAACCGCUGCACCUCGGGCUUUACCCACACAACCCCCGGGACCUCUGGACGUCAUCCAGUCCAGCCCACCCGGAGCAGGUCACGGCAUCCCAGGCGGCUUCGAAUGCCUCCAGGGAUACUGAUCCAUUGGUCACGUCCCCCUCAGCUUCUCUUCUCCAGCUCCACGCCCCGGCGGAGCGUCUCCUCGUCACCAAGAUGCUCCAGACCCCUCGGCGUCCCCGUGUCCCUCCCUGGACUCUCCAGUCCUUGUGCUUAGACUGGGGAGCCCAGAGCUGGUCCCAGUUGGGGCAGAGCAGAGCGGGAGGAUCCUUCUCAUGCCCCCAGCCUCAGGCUGUUGGGGAGGGGUUGGGGAGCAGGACGCACGCCCAGAUCCGCUUGUUGCCCCCCGGGUGUCCCACAUUUGCUGUCCAGGCCCAAUAAACACGCGGUGUCUGCGCUGUCGCCCCCCGGCUCCUCUCUGUAGAGCCGAUGCCUCGGGGAGGGAAACGCGAUCGUUGAUCCCUGUUGGUUCCUUCCAACCCGGGACAUCCUGUGGUUCUUCCUCGCUGCGUCCCACUGUCGUGGGGAUUUGGUGCUGGGAACA
This is a messenger RNA of Columba livia (rock pigeon), 3206 nucleotides long. RefSeq lists its product as uncharacterized. Lineage: Eukaryota; Metazoa; Chordata; Aves; Columbiformes; Columbidae. The record is from RefSeq and is a predicted model, not a curated record. The coding region runs from base 865 to 2559 and encodes 564 amino acids. The transcript has 6 exons.